UUCAGAUUUACGCCGUUAAUUGUGGGAUAAUUUUGACACUACUUGUUGUUUGUUUUUCACAUAAAAAAAAAGGAUAAAGUGUUUUGUGCCACUUGAAAAUAAGUUUUACACUGUUCAUAAAGUUCAGUAUUAAAACUGUCUCUUAACGACAUACUAAAAAAAAAAAUCUGAAUGGACACUAAUAAAAUGACAAGUGAACCUAACCAUCAAAAUCCCCCUUCUAUUUUCGGUUUUGACCCAUAUCCACCACCCUACCCGGUAAACUGGAAUAAUUCAAAUCCAUUCAGCAACACUGAAUUUCGUAUUCCCGACAUCCAACCUCAGACGUACCCGAAUGUUUCAAUCACUCCAGCGAUUUCCAAUGUUCCUGCCCAAGUCCCCCAAAUGAACUUUAUGAUGAAUGCUUCCAUCCCCAGUCAAGUACAAACUGUCGGAAUGGUUCCUUCAAUGCAUCCGGGGAGUAGUUUUUCCUUUGGGGGUCCGAGACCUGUGCAAGAUGUUGUACAGUUUCCAUUUCAAAUAACGAACAAUGCUUUUGGGCAAAGAGAGUUCAGGUGUAAGCGGAAAACUGACUCACCACCUUUGCAGCCCACCAAACAACACAUUACCGAAGAAAAAAUGGUGGAACACAUGUCGAACCUUCACAUAAAUUCGGAAUCUUCCUCUUCCAAAGAAUCCGAGUCGAGCCGCACGAAACGUCUAUACAUGUGCCAGGAAAUGAGAAAAUUCAAGACGGAUCCCAUCCUUCCCCAAUGCCUGCUCAACAGAAUCCAACAGCCGUGCACAGCUCUUGUGCUGUGGAAACCCCCUAUGAGGCUCAUUCCAACAGAGGAUGUGACAAGUGACGAUGAGAAUUUGAACAAUAAUACCGAAAGUGUGAACCUUAUGGCAGCAGAUGGGGAAAUUGAUGUCGACAAAGAGGUCAGCGAGAAUGUAAUGGAUUUGGAUAAUUGUUGAUGUGCUGUUGGUCCUUUUCGAGUUUUUAAGACUGAACUAUGAGAUAAUUUUUUUUCUCAACGAUUAUGCAUUUUGAGAUGUACAAGUAAGAAAUCUGAUUUCUACUUUUUCGUUUUUUUUAGUAAUACAUGAAAGCUGUUUAUAAGAUCCAAAGUUUGCAGAUAUCUUGAAUUAUAUCGAUUUUGAUGAAUUUCAACAAAGAAAAAAUAUAAGUGAUUUGCUUGAACUUCUUGACCAGGCAAUUCACAGACACAGUUAACAAAUACACAUAAUUUUUGAACAGUAAAAUAAUACACUAUUCGUUAUUUUGACUUCAACUGAUAUAUUCAGUGGUAUUAAAGAGAAAAUCUAAUGAAACUUGAAGGUAUUAGAUAUGUGAAUGCAUUAGAUUGAUCUGAUUCAUCGAAUUACCCCUUAAACUUUUACUUCGAGCAGUUAUUGUGUUUUUUAUAUAUAAUUUGUGAUAAGUUUUUCCUUUUACUGUUAUUCAUUCAACUGCCAGAAAGUUAUUUAGAAAUAGUUCUUAUUACUGAUUCAUUUUAAUUAAAAGUUGCUGAAAAUA
Messenger RNA from Leptinotarsa decemlineata (Colorado potato beetle), 1519 nucleotides. RefSeq lists its product as uncharacterized. The record is from RefSeq and is a predicted model, not a curated record. NCBI's taxonomy places the organism in Eukaryota, Metazoa, Arthropoda, Insecta, Coleoptera, Chrysomelidae.